AUGAUGAAAUUUUUUUUUUUUUACAGUAUCAGCGAUGGUAGUCGACUAGAUCUUGUUAAUUUACAGGGAACUAUACCGAUUCAUUAUAAGGGUGCUGCCUAUAAUUUACCAAUAUGUAUUUGGUUAAUGGAUUCACAUCCUUAUAAUGCUCCUAUGUGUUUUUUAAAACCUACUCCAUAUAUGAGAAUAAAAAUUUCCAGAUAUGUUGAUCAUAAUGGAAAAAUUUACAUGCCUUAUUUACAUGACUGGUCACCAAAUACCUCUGAUUUAUUGUCUCUAAUAGGAGUUCUUAUAAUGCAUUUUAGCGAAGAGCCUCCUUUGUACCAAGUACCCAGGAAUAAUGCUCCUGCACCUGUGAGCUCGACUCCAUAUCCAACCCAGUCCUUUAUGCCAAUGCCUGGAACUUCAUCGACACCAGUUUAUCCGCCAUACUCCUCUGCUCAACCACCUUAUCCGAUUGCUAAUCAAAACAUAGACUAUCAGCAGCAACCUUAUUUACCUUAUCCGGCAUUUCCGAAAACGAAUCCAGUUUAUCCACCAUCUUUUCCAUAUCCUUCAGGAACUUCUACAACGGGAUCUGAUAAUACUGGAAGUAGUACGGGAACUGGAACUGGAACCAUUACUGAAGAACACAUUCAUGCUUCUUUAUUAUCCGCUGUCGAAGAUAAAGUUCGACGUCGACUUCGCGAGCAACUUUCACAAACCCAAGCCGAACUUGAAACACUCGAUAAAAUUCAACAGGAAUUAAUGCAAGGGAAAAAUCGUUUAGAUCAUUUAAUAGCUAAACUUGAUGCCGAACAUGCUGAAUGGGAAAAAAAUUUAGCCGUUUUAAGAGAUAAAGAACAAGAAUUAGAUGAAUCCAUUAGUAAAUUGUCUGAAAAAGGUGGCAUUGAUGUUGAUGAGGCUGUCACAACCACAGCACCGCUUUACAAACAAUUACUUAAUGCUUUUGCUGAGGAAGCUGCUACCGAAGACGUUAUUUAUUAUUUAGGUGAAGCUCUUAGACGUGGCGUUAUCGAUUUGGAUGUUUUUCUUAAACACGUUCGUAGCUUAUCGCACAAACAAUUCAUGUUAAGAGCAUUAAUGCAAAAAUGUCGGGCUAAAGCCGGUCUCGCGGAACAAAAUGAUCAGUAA
Pediculus humanus corporis (human body louse) is the source of this 1134-nucleotide messenger RNA. RefSeq lists its product as uncharacterized. Gene Ontology annotation, biological process: protein modification process; endosome to lysosome transport; protein transport. The record is from RefSeq and is a predicted model, not a curated record. Gene Ontology annotation, molecular function: ubiquitin binding. The transcript has 7 exons. Bases 1 to 1134 code for a protein of 377 amino acids. Gene Ontology annotation, cellular component: ESCRT I complex. Lineage: Eukaryota; Metazoa; Arthropoda; Insecta; Psocodea; Pediculidae.